UAAUCUCGUCAUCCCUCCUCUCACUCUCGCGUCUCAGUCUCACUUCCUGCUCUGAUCUUCUCACACAACCCAGCGAGUGUCUUCCCCUGUUCAUCGGCUCCGCUUCAGAAAAUCCCAACUUCAGCUCUAGUUUCGCGUCAUCGUGAUCUUAUUAGUUGUGAGGAGAUCCAGAAUACAUGCCAUGAAUAUGUCAGAAUCAGAGGAAGCUAAGAGGAUGCUGGACUCCGCGGAAGAUCUGUCCGAGGAAGGUUACGAAAACUGCAGCAGUAGUAACAGUAAUGGCGGUGAUACGAAGAAGACUUGCUUUGAUUGCGGUACGAGUAAGACUCCACUAUGGCGAGGUGGCCCCGCCGGACCUAAGUCGCUGUGCAAUGCAUGUGGGAUCAAAAGCAGGAAGAAGAGGCAAGCGGCACUUGGGAUAAGAACAGAGGAGAAGAGGAAAAACAGAAGAACAAACAGCAGCAGCAACAAUCUAAGCAUAGGCAAUCAAAGCAUGAAGAAGAGCAACCACAGAGACGCGACAAGUUGCAGUAAUGAGAAGAAGAAGAAGAAGAAGAGUAAUAGCAAAGGAUUAUUAGAGGAUGUAGGGUUUAAGGUUCCGGUAAUGAAGAGAUCAGCAAUGGAGAAGAAGAGGGUGUGGAUGAAACUUGGGGAGGAGGAGAGGGCAGCCGUUCUCUUAAUGGCCCUCUCUCAUGGCUAUGUUUACGCCUGAGGCUUGUUUAUUUUUUUACUAUAUAAUGUUCUAAUGAAAUAUGUAUUUGAGCUCAAAUUGUUUCUAUCCCCAUCUAAUGUUGUAAGUGAAGUGUUGUCCCGCUUCUUACUUGUUCUGUUUAUUUGUCUCUGACUGAGUUAGGUCAGGUGACAGGACAAAUGAAAUGGGUUCAAGCCCACUAAUUCAUAUC
Messenger RNA from Tarenaya hassleriana, 902 nucleotides. Its product is annotated as GATA transcription factor 17. The record is from RefSeq and is a predicted model, not a curated record. Gene Ontology annotation, biological process: regulation of DNA-templated transcription. The coding region runs from base 182 to 712 and encodes 176 amino acids. The transcript is spliced from 3 exons. Gene Ontology annotation, molecular function: sequence-specific DNA binding; zinc ion binding. NCBI's taxonomy places the organism in Eukaryota, Viridiplantae, Streptophyta, Magnoliopsida, Brassicales, Cleomaceae.